AGCACAUAAUAAGAGUCUAAGAGAUUGUAAUUCGUAGAUCAUAGGACAUGAAGAUGGAAAAUCUGAUUUGUCAUUGUCUUCAAAAGCCGAUGACGUUGUGUUUAAAUCAUCUGGCCACGGAGUCUGGAGCUCUGAUCGGUUCCAACGACGAUCUUUUAAUUGAAAUCCUUCUCCGAUUGCCUGUUACCUCUGUUCUUCGAUUCAAAUCUGUAUCCAAACACUGGCGUUCCCUUUUGAGUCAACGACCUUUCACCCUACUGUAUAAAAAUGCUUCCUUCUCUCCUGGCUUUUUUGGCUUUUUUGGUCGCAGUUUGUAUAUUCCAUUUGAUGAUGAGAACCGAAGUACUCAUCCUUUUCGUGAUCUCGACUUCUAUCCUGAUCCUCAUGGUAUUAGAAUCGUGCAAUCUUGUAACGGAUUGCUGCUUUGUCGUAGCAAUGAAGGGGAUGAACGUGUGCGUAAAUAUUAUGUAUUUAAUCCUACCACCAAGCAAUUUGCAGUCAUCCCAUCAAUUCUCGGAGGCAUGGCUGUUCGUGAAACCAUCCUUUUUAUGGCUCUAAAGGUUGUUUGCUUUUACUUUCCUAAGCCUGACGAUGUGGUUAAGGUUCAAAUCUACUCCUCCGAAACAGGGAAAUGGAAGAUUUCAGAUGAUUAUAUGUCUUUACCAUCGACUACCUAGUUUUUAAAACGAAAACAAAAUUGUUAAAAUCAUAUAUGUAUUCGUACACUUUCUAUCAACAAAA
Lactuca sativa (garden lettuce) is the source of this 741-nucleotide messenger RNA. Its product is annotated as F-box protein At5g07610. Gene Ontology annotation, molecular function: protein binding. The record is from RefSeq and is a predicted model, not a curated record. Lineage: Eukaryota; Viridiplantae; Streptophyta; Magnoliopsida; Asterales; Asteraceae.